This is a messenger RNA of Bemisia tabaci, 1593 nucleotides long. RefSeq lists its product as uncharacterized. The record is from RefSeq and is a predicted model, not a curated record. Lineage: Eukaryota; Metazoa; Arthropoda; Insecta; Hemiptera; Aleyrodidae.
ACAACCCGAUGCGCUCAAUAUAUAAAAACAUAUGAGUUUGUCGCUCAUUUACUCACCAGACACAUCUACAUCAUGAUCAGAGCAAUCUCGCUGUGUCUCGUAGCCCUCGCGCUAUCCGCACCGGCGCUAGCCGCGGAAAAAGAAACCAAGCCCUCCAAGCGAAGCUCCAUCGGGGACUACGUGCACGGCGACCUUGCCGCCCCCGCCUACGGAUACGGGAUCCCGCACGGGUAUGAGGUAGGUGCCGGCCAUGCUCUCGGCGCAUCCCUCUACGCCAAGGCUGCCGUUGGCUACGGCUACGGAGCCGCUGCCCUUGCUGCACCCGCCUACGCAGCUGCUGCCCUUGCCGCACCCGCCUACGGAGCCGCCGUCGCAGCGCCAGCCCUAGGAGCCUCCGCCUACGGACUCGGAGCCGCCGCCAUCGCCGCCCCAGCCAUCGCUGCCGCCCCUGCCAUCGCCGCCGCCCCCGCCGUCGCUGCUGCCCCCGUUGCACCCGCUGCCAUCCCCCACACCUACAGCGAAGUCCACCAGGCUGUCCCCUACCCGGUCGCACAGCCCUACCCUGUCACCGUCACCAAACCCGUCCCUGUGCCUGUGCCACAAGCCGUGCCUGUGUCCAAACCCGUCCCUGUUCCCGUCUCCGUCCCUGCACCAUACCCAGUGACUGUCCCCCGUCCGUACCCAGUUGACGUACCCCGCGCCGUCCCAGUUUCCGUGCCCCAACCCUACCCCGUCUCCGUGCCAAGACCAGUCGGUGUCCCUGUCCCGCAACCCGUCCCAGUCACCAUCCCUAAGCCGUACCCUGUCUCCGUCCCUGCACCUUACCCUGUUUCCGUCCCCACCGUUGUCGCUUCCGCACCAGCGGUAGCUCCUGCAGUAGCACCUGCCGUUGCAGCCGUAGCCCCAGCCGUUUACGGUAGCUACGGUGGAUACGGAGGUUACGGAGCAGGUUACGGACUCGGCUACGGAGCCGUGGGUCACUCAGCUUUGCUCGGUUACUCCGGGCUAGGAUAUAAAUACGGCGGCUACGCUGGCUAUGCUGGCUACGGAGGAUACGGUCACGGAGGCUACGCUCUAGGAGGAUACAAAUCUUACGCUGCCGUUGCACCCUACCAUGCGGCGACAUCUCUGUUGGGUGGAGCUCACGCCUACGGUAGCUACGCUGGCUACAAACUCGCGUCGCCUUUGAUUGGUGGAUACUCUGGUCUCAAGUACUCGGCUCCUUACGCCGGCUACUCAAGCUACAAGCUGGGAACACCCUACGGUAUCCACGGCUACCACCGUUAAGUCGGGGAUAGAUGCGCGUGAAAUUGCGCUCUCUGUGCCAAAUAUUAUGUUCAAAUUCUGAGAAAUUAAGUGCUAGGAGCGGGAAAGUUCUUCAAGCUUUGUUUUUUUUUAUUGACGCUUGAAGAAUUUUCCCGCGCACUGGUUUAGCUGCGCAGUCGAGGCGGAGCAGUUUAUAGAUUCAGAAGAAAAUGUGAAAAUUCUAAAUUAACAUUGAUUAAUUCCGCUGUCCUUGAAUUUUUAAAAUUGCUAUUCAAAACGGAAUGCAAAAUGGUGAUAUAAUUGAAACUGUAAAAUGGAAUUAUACGA